Molecule: messenger RNA, 978 nt
Organism: Lithohypha guttulata
Lineage: Eukaryota; Fungi; Ascomycota; Eurotiomycetes; Chaetothyriales; Trichomeriaceae
Exons: 2
Coding region: 1-978 (325 amino acids)
Source: RefSeq, a predicted model, not a curated record
AUGGAUUGCGCAGCGAAACAGCGAGCCUCGACUCGUGUCAUCCAAGCUUUUCUGCGUCCUCACACCACCGCGACCAUCAGACACAGACCAAGCUCUUUCUCGAUACACCAGCACCAUCAGCGCAUACGCCAUGCCUCCUCAACAUCCGACCCGUCGAAGCCCAUCGUUCUCGAAAAGCCAGAUAAAUUCCGCCCACCAUCACAUGCAGCACGUCGCAAUGCGCGCUCAACGACAGGCAUGUAUGGCACAGGAGCAGCUUACAACCAAGGCAUGACGGUAAAGGAGCGGGAGCAGAGUCAGAGGAAGCAGUAUCCGCAUAUGUUUCCUGCAGAGGGAACGAGGAUGCAUUGGUUCUUGACGAACAAGAACAUUCAUCUGUUGAUUAGCAUGGGCGUACUGAUCACCCUCGCAAUCACAACCAUGAUCUCAACCUGGUCACAAACCUCACCCUACGCCCAUCUCAUUCCACCAAUCAACAUGCUCAUCUGGCAUCCCUGGAAAUACUUCUCCGACCUCUACAGCGUCUGGCACCUUCAUCACGAAUAUGAGACGCAAAAAGUCUGGGAACGUCGUCAGCAGGGUACUCUCGACGCACAGAAACGCAGACUCUACCGUCGCGCACACGGAAUGGAGGAUCUCGACGCGGAUGAGGGGGAAGGUGUAGAUGUACGAGGAUUAGUCGAGUGGGAUGAUGGUUUGACGAAUCCAGAAAGAGCACGAGGUGGUAUCAGGCACGAGAUAGUGAUUGGGCAGAGGAUGCAGGAAUUGGGACAGAGGCCGAAUGAGACGUUGCCGGAAUUGCAGGAGAGGCUGAGGAGGGAGCAGAUGGCGGCGAGGGAGGCGAAAGAGGAGAAGAAGAGGAGGAAGGCGGAGGAAGAUGAGAGGGCGGAAGAAGAGCGAUUGAUCAGGAUCAGGGCGAGGAGGCUGGACGAUGAGGAGAGGCCGAGACGAAAGGUGUGGUUUGGAAUCUGGGGCUGA